AUGUUCAAGCCCUCAUUUUCUCGGGGGUUGACCGCGACGAGCUUCCGGCGGCAGCUGUCUUCGCACGCCGGUUCCGGCUUGAAGAUCAAUUCCGAUCGCCUGCUGGAAACUCUCCAUCACACCUGCCAAUGGGGUGCAGCUCAUCGAUAUGGCGAUGAUAGCUGCCCCACGGAAACCGGCAUGAACCGAUUAUGCCUGACAGAUGACGACGCCCGAGUCCGCCGGUGGCUGCUGGACGAAGCCGAGAAGCUGGGCUGCACCGUCACCAUCGACCAGAUGGGCAACAUGUUCGCACGACGACGCGGGUCUCUCAAAUCCCCGGCGCCCAUGACGGCAAUGGGCAGUCAUCUCGACACGCAACCGCGCGGGGGCCGGUACGAUGGCAUUCUGGGCGUCAUCGCUGCGUUAGAGGUGCUGCGCACGAUGACAGACCACGGCUACCAAACCCAAUUCGACAUCGGACUGGUGAACUGGACCAACGAGGAGGGGGCCCGAUUCCCAAAAUCCAUGUGCUCCUCCGGCGUCUGGGCCGGCGAGAUCCCCAUUCAAAACGCCUGGAAACUGGCGGAUAUCUUCGACCCAGCCGUGACACUGCGCUCCGAGUUGGAGCGCCACGGCUUCCUGGGCGACACCCCCUGUUCGCCCAGGGGCUAUCCACUGGGGGCGCACUUCGAGCUGCACAUCGAACAGGGCCCCAUCCUGGAGGAAGCCAAUCGGAAGAUCGGAGCCGUGACCGGAGCGCAGGGAUACCGGUGGCUGACGAUCAAGGUGGCCGGCCGCGACGCACACACGGGCACGACGCCGCUCAGCGCGCGGCGCGACCCGGUCCUCGCGGCGGCGAAGAUGAUCGCGGCGUCGAACGCCGUAGCCCGGCGACACGGGGCGCUCGCGUCGACAGGGGUGUUGAAGCUGCCGCCGACCUCGUCCACGAACACCGUCGCCGCGGAGGUGACCUUCACGCUGGACAUCCGGCACCCGCGCGACCGCGUCGUGCACGCCGUGCAGGACGAAUGCCUGGCCGCCUUCAACGAGAUCGCGCGCGAGGACGGCAAGGGCGUCGCUUUCGAGUGGACGUUGGAUACCGAUUCGCCCGCCGUGCAGUUCGAUGCUCACUGUCUGACGGCCGUCAAGAAGGCGGCGACGCAGCUCGUCGGCGCCGACGGCUGGCUGGAGAUCACCAGCGGCGCCGGCCAUGACAGCGUCUACACGAGCCGACACUGCCCCACGGCCAUGAUUUUCGUGCCCUGUAAGGAGGGCGUCAGCCAUCAUCCGGAGGAGUACUGCAAACCUGAGGACUGUGCCCUGGGAACGCAAACGCUGCUGGAGUCAGUCGUGAACUACGAUCGCAUGAGGAGCAAGCUCGACUAG
Messenger RNA from Aspergillus aculeatus ATCC 16872, 1368 nucleotides. Its product is annotated as M20 family metallo-hydrolase. NCBI's taxonomy places the organism in Eukaryota, Fungi, Ascomycota, Eurotiomycetes, Eurotiales, Aspergillaceae. The coding region runs from base 1 to 1368 and encodes 455 amino acids. The transcript has 4 exons. Gene Ontology annotation, molecular function: hydrolase activity, acting on carbon-nitrogen (but not peptide) bonds, in linear amidines. The record is from RefSeq and is a predicted model, not a curated record.